Messenger RNA from Dictyostelium purpureum, 1272 nucleotides. RefSeq lists its product as uncharacterized. Lineage: Eukaryota; Evosea; Eumycetozoa; Dictyosteliales; Dictyosteliaceae. Bases 1 to 1272 code for a protein of 423 amino acids. The transcript has 3 exons. The record is from RefSeq and is a predicted model, not a curated record. Gene Ontology annotation, molecular function: protein binding; zinc ion binding.
AUGUUUGAUUUUAAAAUUAGUGAAAUUUUAGUUAAACCACUUAAAGAUGAUUAUGUAUGUGUUAUUUGUAGUGACUAUGUUUUGAAUCACUACCCAAUAGAAUCAUCCCAAGCUCUUUCUUGUAAAAAUGGUCAUUUAAUGUGUAAAUUAUGUUGGGAUAAACAACUAGCAUUAAGAAAAGAAUGUGGGAUAUGUAGAAUAAAAAUAAACUCGAUAGGCGAACUAUGUAGAAAUAUUUUUUUAGAAAAGGCAAUUAGAGGCAAAAAAGUAUACUGUCCGAACUUGUAUACAGAUUUUAGAAUGAACGAUGGCGAAUUGGUAAUAGACGAACAAGGAUGUAAAGAAAUAAUAACGAUAGAUCAAAUCGAAACUCAUUUAGCACAGUGUGAAUAUGGUUUUAUUGGAUGUAAAAAUAGUAUCGAAUGCAAAGCAAAAUUUAGAAAGAACCAUCAAGAAAAACACGAAGAGCAAUGUCAAUAUUCAAUUAUUAAUUGUGAACAUUGUGAGGAACCAGUAGUAAAAGACAAAUAUGCAAAACAUUUAGAAGAUGAUUGUAAUGUGGUAUCAUUGGAAUGUGAACACUGCCAUAAUAAAUACGGUAGACGUGACCUUUUAUCCCAUAUUCGUAACGAAUGCAAAGAGGUCGUUAUAGAUUGCAUUUAUAAAGAUGGUGGAUGCAAUAAACGUAUCAAAAGAUGUGACUUACCAACGCACCUAAAAGAAAAUAACAACCAUAUUUUUUUCAUGCAGACCCUCAUCAACAAACAUAGAAUCGAAACUGAAGAAUCAGAUCGUGUUAUAAAAAAAUUAAAAAAUGACUACAGUGAAUUAGAAAAACGUGUAGAUGUAAAUAGUAGAUAUCGUGGAAGCUGGACAAUUGAAAAUUGGGAAUCAAAACUUGCAACACAUAACAAUAAUGAGCGCUUAAAAAGUCCUUAUUUCAGUGUGGGUUCAAAAAACUUUUAUAUUGGCCUUUAUCCAAAUGGUUUCAAUGAUUCAAAUAACAAUCAUUUUUCAAUUUUUUUACACUUAUACGAAAAACCUUCAUUUUUAUCAACCAAUGUUAAAUUUAGUUUUGAACUUGUAAAUAAUAAUGAUUUAUCAAAAUCACAUAAAAUGGAAAAAACUAAUAUUUAUUCAGAAAACAAAGGAAGUGGAUUUGGUAGAUUUAUAGAAACUAAAUUAGUUAAGGAUUUCGUAACCAAUGAUAAAAUAACAUUUAAUAUCGAUGUAGAAGUCAUACCUUCAGAAAGCAAAUUAUUAACAAAAUAA